AAUAUAAACUUAUAUACAGCGUUGCUUUCCUUUUCUGUCAAGUUCCCGUAACACCCCGGUGAUCCAGUAAAACUUCACACGACCAUUCCCCUUCAGCACUUGCCAUCACUUUCAAAACCUACAAACCAAACUCUCUCUUCACUUGGCGGUGUCCACAUCCAUACUGAUCCCGUCACCGCAGCCGUCACUUCGCCGCCACCCUUCCAACCACUGCUCCCCCUCUUCUCCUUCGCUCACCGCCACCAAACCCUCGUCUCCCUUCCACUUCACGCAACCCUAACCCUAACCGUUCCAGGAUUUCUAGAUCCACACACUUUUUCAUCAUCAACUAUGAAGGAGCUCGGCGCCGGAAGCACCCCACCGGAGCUCCCGGCGGCGGGACAACAACUCGUCAAGCUCAUCGGCAACCUCUGCUUCUCCAUCUUCGUCAUCUCCGUCCUCGUCUUCUCUGUCAUUGCCGUCACCUACCAACCCCCUGACCCAUGGUUCCAAACCUCCAAAGCCAUCACCAAAUCCCUCUCCGCCACUCUCCCCAACUCCACCUUCGCCACCGACGACUCCCUUCUUCCCACCGGCGAAGAUCUCGUCGCCUCUCCCCCCUCACCACCCGCCUGCCGCUUCCGCACCCGCUUCGAGAAAUCAUGGCGACGAUACCGCGACUACCGCCGCUUUCACCUUUCUCCCACUGAGAAUUGCACCUUCGAGGUCAUUCGCGCCGGAAAUUUCCGCUCCGGCAUCAACGCCGCCCGCCGUCCCCGUCGCGCCGCAUCUCCACCGACCAUCCAGAUCCCUGAUCUGGACAUCAACGACACGAUCCCCACCGUCGGAUCUGAAUCAGAGUUCCGCAAGGGGAGGUACCUGUACUACACCCGUGGCGGUGACCACUGCAAGAGUAUGAAUCAUUAUCUAUGGAGCUUCCUCUGCGGCCUCGGCGAAGCCGAUUUCCUUAACCGUACCUUCGUCAUGGACCUCAACGUAUGCCUCGCCGGAAGCUAUACUUCUACAGGAGAGAACGAGGAUGGUAAGGAUUUCAGGUUUUACUUCGAUUUCGAGCAUCUGAAGGAGACAGCUUCAGUUGUGGAGGAGGUGGAUUUCCUCAGGGACUGGAGGAAAUGGGAUCGAUCCGGUGGCAAAAACCAGAAGAGCAGCUCUAGCCGGAUUAGUUUCAGAAAAGUGCCUACCUACAAGGUGACCCCAAUGCAGCUCAAAAAGGAGAAGAGCACCAUAGUUUGGAGACAAUUUGAAGGCCCUGAGCCGGAGAAUUACUGGUACAGGGUCUGCGAGGGCCGGGCGGCGAAGUACAUCCAGCGUCCAUGGCAUGCCAUUUGGAAGUCGAAGCGACUGAUGAACAUCGUCUCUGAGAUCGCCGGAAAGAUGGAUUGGGAUUAUGAUGCUCUUCAUGUAGUACGAGGAGAGAAAACCAUGAACAAGGAGCUGUGGCCUAAUCUGGAUAGCGACACUUCGCCGGAAUCUUUGGUGGAGAAGGUCACCAAGUUGGUGACCCCUUGGAGAAAUCUCUAUAUUGCUACAAAUGAGCCUUUUUACAAUUACUUUGAUAAGCUGAGAUCUCACUACAAGGUUCAUUUACUGGAAGACUAUAAGGAGCUGUGGGGGAACAACAGUGAGUGGUACAACGAGACGAUGAUUCUCAAUGGCGGGCGGCCUGUGCAGUUCGACGGUUAUAUGAGGGUGGCGGUGGAUACAGAGGUUCUCUACAGGGCGAAGGUGCGAGUGGAGACCUUCAAUAACCUAACAAGGGAUUGCAAGGAUGGAAUCAAUACAUGUUGAGUCAUGAUUGUGAAUAGAAUUUGAAGUUGAGUUGGAAUUGUGGAAGAAUUCUUCCAAAAAUCUAUGUUCUGAUUGAUUUACUCUGGCUUGCUGGUAAAGUUCAAUCUUGAUAUUAUUUUGCUUGAUUAUUUUUGUUUCAUCAGAUGUUUUGUUGAAGUGUUACCCUCACUCUUCAUGGCUUUCUGUAUUUCCAUGCAGAAGGAUUGUAAUUUAUUCUUGUUUUAGCUUUUUAUGAGUGAUUAUAUCCAUUUUUAGC
Phalaenopsis equestris is the source of this 2044-nucleotide messenger RNA. RefSeq lists its product as uncharacterized. Gene Ontology annotation, cellular component: Golgi apparatus. The record is from RefSeq and is a predicted model, not a curated record. Bases 331 to 1788 code for a protein of 485 amino acids. NCBI's taxonomy places the organism in Eukaryota, Viridiplantae, Streptophyta, Magnoliopsida, Asparagales, Orchidaceae. The transcript has 2 exons.